Chrysoperla carnea is the source of this 1060-nucleotide messenger RNA. RefSeq names its product sarcoplasmic calcium-binding protein (gene CBP). The transcript has 3 exons. NCBI's taxonomy places the organism in Eukaryota, Metazoa, Arthropoda, Insecta, Neuroptera, Chrysopidae. Gene Ontology annotation, molecular function: calcium ion binding. Bases 134 to 1009 code for a protein of 291 amino acids. The record is from RefSeq and is a predicted model, not a curated record.
AAAUAUUCUAUUGUUGCUGCGAAGAAAAAUUUUUUCUUUUGAUUUCCCAAAGAAAAAGUGUGUGAUUUUUAAUUGCAUUUAAAUAGUGAGAAUUAUAAAGUGAUAUAUAUUUUUGUGAUAUUUUUUUUCAAAAAUGGCUUUUUCAUUAUUAAGGCGAUUUAGUUGCCGAUUAUAUUCUGCUAGUGAAUUUAAUUUAAAUCAUAUUCGAAAUAAGCAAACAUGGAACUUCAAUUUAAAAUGCGAAGGAAAAUAUUGUAAAAUUGAAUGGUAUAAUCAAAGAUCAAAAAUACCAGUAAAAUUCGAACAAAAACCGUUAGCAAUUAUGUAUGUAAAUAUGUUGUCGUUACGAGAAUAUGGAACAAAACGUGAUAGACCAGAGAAAAAAAUCGACUAUAAUUCCGAUAGUGAUUCAGACGAUGAAAGUCAUCACCAUCACCAUAAACGACACCACCACCAUCAUCAUAAAAGAGGUGAAUCUAGCUUUUGGCGACGAAAAAUGCGUACAAUUCAUCGAAUUUUGGAUGUAAAUAAAGAUGGUGUGAUUUCAUACGAUGAUUUUAAAUUAAUGGCUGAUCGUUUUGUUGAACUUGGCCAUCUGUCACCAGAAUGUGAAGUUGAAUUUUAUAAAACAAUUCAAGCAUUGUGGGAAGAACAAUGGGGUGAAAUAAAUCCUUAUAAUUUAGUUACUGUCGAACAAUAUUUAGAAGAUAUGUAUCAUGUGGUGAAUGAUGAAGAUAGGCGAAAUAGAGUUCAUUUGUUUUUGCCAUACUUGUUUAAGGCUGUGGAUAAAGAUCAAUCAGGAAAAAUUUCCGUUGAAGAAUUUAAAUUAUUUUUCCAAUGUUUAGGAUUAAGUCCCGAAUCAGCAGUUGCAACAUUUUCAAUAAUUGAUAAGAAUACUGAUGGUUUUCUAAGUCUUGAUGAAUUUGUUUUACUUGGUCGUGAAUUUUUAAUAAGUGAAGAUGAAACUAAAGUCAGUCAAAUGUUUUGGGGACCAUUAAUUGAAAAAUAAUAUUUUUUAUGAUCUCCAUUCCGUUAUUAUUAAAAAUAAACGAUUUUCCAA